Messenger RNA from Bacillus rossius redtenbacheri, 5341 nucleotides. RefSeq names its product CBP80/20-dependent translation initiation factor. The coding region runs from base 989 to 2440 and encodes 483 amino acids. Gene Ontology annotation, molecular function: protein binding; RNA binding; translation activator activity. The transcript is spliced from 12 exons. The record is from RefSeq and is a predicted model, not a curated record. Gene Ontology annotation, biological process: regulation of translational initiation. Lineage: Eukaryota; Metazoa; Arthropoda; Insecta; Phasmatodea; Bacillidae. Gene Ontology annotation, cellular component: cytosol.
AAGCUUGAAGUAGGCGGGGACUUCGCCUACACGUGCUGCUCUCACACGAUUGGCAUUUAAAACGAAAUGGAAGGGGCCGUGGUUGAAAAGCUUUAGAACGACAUCCUUUCGAUUACGAACUUAAAACUUUGUUUCACGUUAAUGUUGAAACAGCGACUAAAAAAUCUGCAUAAGACAGCAGUUCCCGAACAAUUUGAAACGAAACUUGGAUAACUAUCGAGUAAACUGGAAAGGACCUUGUUCUAAACCUUGGGCAUGAUGGUACCGGAGGAAGAUAGAAAAAAGUAUUACGCCUUCGAUGUUGCUUUUAGUUUUUUUGCUGCUUCGUAGAUUUUCAUAAGAUUUCAAGCGCGCUUUGCAUUACUGUUCCAACCAAGAAGCUUCAAUCCACUCGUUACGAAGUACCUGGUGGUUGCGUCUCCGCCCAUAAAAUUACUUCUGGCCAUCAUUUCAGCUAAGAAGCUUGUCAGAACCAUGUGGAUACGGUACAGGAGAAAACUGUUGAGCAGAAUGUAGUGUCGCUUUUUUUUUUCUUUUUACCCUCUCCCUGCAACUCGUAAUUGAACAACACUGUGACUCUUUGGAUGCUGAUCGACUGCAAAAUUUUCCGAAGUGAUCAUCAGCAUGUGCUGCGUUUGAAGAACUGGAUCUCUCGAGCUGGCUGAACAAGAUGGAAUCCAAAAAUUUGCAGGAAAAGGUUCUAGACGAUUGCUGACGGCCGCGUGCUGAGGAAGACAUAUAUUUGGGGUUGGGCUUCUCCUCCUUUCCAAGGAAGGUGACUUCGCUGGUGGGGAAGAUCAAACACGCCUUGGCACUGCCGUAUAGCCGCGAGGGGAGGCGGUCGCCCGAGACAACCCUCGCCGACCGCGGACUGCUUCUGGGUCUUUCUGAGGAAAGUGCGGGCGGGAAGCCAGGCUGAGCGGAGGACGGCGCGGGCGUCGUCGUGAUUGGUGCGUCGCGGCGGACUGCCCUCGGAGUGUCGGCGGGCAUGAGCGGGGUGGGGCAGCAGCAACAGCAGCAGUACCAGGAGACAGCGGGGGACCUGAGGAGGAGUCACAGCAAAGUGGAAUUCACCAGGGAGAGGAGUUUCGUCCGUCAGCAGCACCACCACCAGGUGGUGCGCGAUGCAGGCUCCAACCGGCGCCGGCCCAACGCCCCGCCGCCUAACCGAGGUAAACCCACCAUGGAGAUAUACCGACCGCCCAAUGUAAGGACUGAUGUUCUGCAGAACGGUAUGUUGGUACCGAACCCUCGCCUUAACGUCCAUGCCAAAGAGUUUACCAUGAAGCCCGGUGACCUGAGUACCUCCCGGUCCAGCAUGAACCUGCCGGCAGCCCUGGGCAGCCACGCGCAGCGACCCCACGCGCUGCAGUCGUCCAAGUCGAGCGGCAACGUGCUGCACCAGCUGCACCACUCCAAGUCGAGCGGCAGCAUGCUGCACCAGCUGCACCAGCUGCACCCUGGGGCGCCGCAGGGCCACCGCGUACAUUUCCAGUUGGAGCCCCAGGCGGGCCCGACGGAGCUGCCUCCUGCCCAGCACAUUCCCCCGUCGGGGGACUUCCCCGCCGGCAAGUCCCCCCUCAAGUCGUACAGCGCCAGCGAGAUGAAGACUGUACCCGGGAACGCCAACGGGAACAAGCUGGUGCCGGACGCCCUUGAGAGCCGCCUGAUGCGCAUCUCCCCGGCCUUGCAGACAGGCCUCAAGCGGUCCAAGAGCCUGGGCGCGGCGGACAUGGGUCGCCAGGCGGCGGCCGGCUACCGCGUGGCCAAGGAGGCGCCCGACCUGGGGGAGUUCCCCGCCGAGAUCCAGGCCGCCAUCCGGCAGGCGGUCGACGAUCCCAACAGACUGUCUGCUCGCAUGCUGAUGGAGCUCGUCAAGCACAUCAUGGGCCGGGUCACGGACAGUGUGACCUAUGCUCUUCCUGCUGCCAAACUGUGCAUCACUAUUAUCGAGAAGGAGCAGGAGGAGACAUUCCUGGAGUCGCUGCUGAACACGUGCCGGCAGUGGUGCCAGGAGCGCGACAGGAUACUCAAGAGCGGCCCCUCCACCACGCGCUUCUGCGCCUUCAUGCAGUUCCUCAACGAGAUGUACUGCGAGCUGAAGCGACGGCAGCUGCAGCUGAAGACGCAGUACGACGGGGUGCCCCCGAGGCUGGUGCUGCUGUCGCUGCUGCAUGAGUGCUGCCAGGAGUGCCUCAAGCCCCCGAGCACGCAAGGCGAGACGGACAGCCUGUUCUUCGUGCUGACGUCGGUGGGGCGGGACCUGGAGCAGGAGCUGCCCGGCAAGCUGACGCACCUGAUCGCGAGUGCCCGGGACGCCUUCCUGCUGACCCCGGGCCUGCCUCCCGUCAAGAAGACGCUGCUGCAGCUGAUAGAGCUGCGGGCGGCCAAGUGGCAGCUGUCUGCCUCUGCCGUGAUGUACUACACGACGCAGCACUGACUGCAGUCUCCGCCGUACGUGCAUUCCCGUCCAUCUCCAACAUGUUCGAACCCGCAUCCGACGGUCAUUCAUGGCAUCGACACGAAAAUCACCUUGAGCGUAUCCGAACAUGUUCCAACUAACUAUACGCAACCUGUCAGGAUCACCGAAAGUCUGGAUUAAAUAAAAAUUUUCCUUAAAAUGCACGUAAUACAAGUUUGGUAUGGCAAAACUACAAAAAUUAAUGGUUUUUCUUCAUACAUACAACAUUUCCUAAAGCUUAAUUCCUUAAAGUUUAAUUAUAGUUUAAUUAUGGUACACUAUAUGUACACCGAAGCUUUUACGUAAAAAAAAAAAGAGUGAAUCCUGCUUUUUCGUAAUGCAGUCCAGGUGCACAGGACAUCUGCACGAGCGAGGCCUGGACUAGCAGGACUCUUCUGUAAAACAAAUUGUUAAAAGUGGUAACAAAAGUUGCCCGGAAGAAAUCACUUUUUGACACAUUUCGCUGUUCUGAACAUCUUUCUCAAUAAAAAAAAUAUAUCAAGCAGUUGGUUACUAACUUCUUUAACCUACAUAAGUAAAUUAGUUUUUACAAGGCUGGUGCCAUAGUUUUUGGAUCACAAUAUUAUAUUUAAAAGAGUAAAAAUAUGUAUUAAAAAACUUGCAAGUUAUUUUAUCAUCUAUAUAAAAUAUAAAUGAUUCAAAGUUUUUUGCUACUCAUUAAAAAUCUUAAAUGUUUAUAUUUAUUGGGAGGGAAAUGUUUUUUGGUUUCCCAUUAAUGUGUAAAAUAAAACUGGAAAGACUUUACAAACAAAUACAUAAUAAUGUUGCCUAUGCAAUGAGUGCAGGUUAGGAACAUACUUUUAAAUUUGUAAAAAUUUUAAAAAUACCAUGGAUGUAGUGAUAAACAAUGGGAAAUUUAUGAGGUCAUUACAAAUAUAAAAAGGGUUAGUAAGAUGAAAUCAGAAUGAAAUGUUUGCUUUGCAGAGAGGUCCAAAACACUGCUAAAGAACAAUCUCAGUCUUCACACUAACAUGUGCAACAAGCAUUUUGUAGUGUAAAGUAUGUUUGUAUUGUUUGCAGUGCUAGAUCGUCAGUCUUCCUACUUUGAAAACUAUGCUGAAUAUGCUGUCCUUUGUGAUUAAUAUAAUGUUGUUUUGUCUGCUUACAUUAUUUGACUGUUUUUGUAAUUUUUGUUAAACAUUUUGUAGUAAAUCUUCUUUGUAUUAUUAAGUGUUUGUAAAGUCCAGAGUACUGCUAGAUAUGUAGCUUACUUUUGUAAAUAUUAGUAUCAUUAUUGAUUUUAAAUUGUAUUCUUGUAUGAUUUAUUUACACUUUGUCCAAUGAUUCAAAUGCUUUGAAUAGUUGGUAUUACCUAAUACUGUGCCAGUGUUGUUACAUGUAGUUGUGAAGUAUUAAGUAUGGGUUUUUGCUGUGACUUAAGUUAUGUGUUAAGUUGGUGAUGUCAGUUUUUAUAAUUUGUGAUGAUGUUACUUGGUCCAUGUUUAUCUAUAGUAACAUCAUCCCAUGUGUUUAUCUCUCUCUUUUACUUGUGAAAUAUAGUGUAUAUUGUUAUGCAGUUUAAUGAUUUGUUAUUUUAACAAAAUUUUUAUAAUUUCAAUCUAACAUCGUUGAUAUUUUGAUCUAUUAUUGGAAUAAAAUAAUUUUAUGAGUAAAUUGUUUAAAUUUGCAUAGAAUUUGGCCAAAAAAUGCAUAUAUGAUAAAUUAUAACACAUUUAAAACUUUAUACAUAAUUUUCAGGUGUUACAAUUUCUCAGCAGUAGAAAUAAUAUUUUUAGCAAAAACGUCUAUAAUAAAAGAUUUCUUUUUUUUAAUUUUUUAUUUAUCUAGUUUACUUUAUGAACAUGAACCAACAAACAAAAAUAAAUCCUGUGACAAUAUAUGAAUGGUGUCUAGUUACCCAAACAUCUACCAUUUUGCUAAUACAGACAAGAAGAAAUUUGUAAAUAAAAAUACACUGGACAUUCAACAUUAAGGGUUGUAGUCUUCAAUUUUUUUUUGCAAGACUGUGGUUGUGCCAAAUAGUUAGCAUUUUGAUAGUGUUGAAAAGUUUCUUAUGCAAAAAAAAAUAUUUUUGUGCAAACAAUUGUACAUUGUGAUGAAUGUAACUUACUUAAUGCAUAUGUGUUAGAUAAAACUACUAUUUAAUGUUUACUAGUCGUACAAAGUAACACACAUUGUGUGCUGUAAUACAACAGAUAUGUAGAAUACAGAGAGAGCUUUAAUAUUUUUACAAAGCAGAAGUUAUCUUGUUUGAAAAAAUUCACACUUUAUGUUAUAUAGAAAAUGCUUAGUCUUAUAGAUUUUAAUAUUUAGUACAAACACAAGAUUAAGAAAUAUUUUGAAAUUUUUGAGAUUUUUAAUGAUGCUGAAAUAUGAAUCAUGAAAAAAAAACAUUUUUUAAUUUCCGCUGACACACAACAAAUUAAAAAACUUUCUGAACACUGACAAAGCAACCAGUUUGUCCUAGACGGGAUAUAAUUAAUUUAUUUACGUAUGUAAGCACUGAAAAGUGUGUAAAUAUAUAAACAAUUUUUUUUUAUGGCUAAGCGUAAAAAUUAAAGAAUGAGUGUAAUACAAAUUUAAUAUUUUUAUUUAUAAGGAGAAUGUUUGCAAACAAAUCAUGUCAUGUUGGAGAUUUAUCACAACUUAACCUGAGCUAAAUACAGCUAUCAAAGAUUUUUUGGCUGUGCAAAACUCAAAAUGCAAAUUAAAACCACCAUUUUUAUGUCUAGUCUAAAUAUGUCUAGAAUAGAGAUUAAUUUUUAAAUUUACAGUGCCUUAUGAGUUAUGUGGACACUAUGCUUCUAGGUAUAUUAAAUUUUUUAAUACUCUGUAAUUUUUGUAAUUACUAGAAUGAAAAGUGAGAUUCAAUAAAUACUUUAAAAAGGUGCUUUUUUU